AUGAAACCGUCGGGCAUUUCGCAAAAACGCAUCCCGGCAGAAGGCGAGAGAUUAUUGGGUGUAGGGGGAGAUGCGACGAAGAGUAGAGCAGCAAUCGACAGUGUCGGAGUACAAGUCAAGAGGGAUACGGUGGCUGUAUCCGUUUCGAUUAAGUACACAUACCCCCCUAAAGAAGCCUUCGGCCCCGCCUAUGGUGUGGCGCGAAGUGGCCCGUUCAGAUUGACCAGCCUCUCCGAACCUACGCGCGCUAGACGUUACGUAACACUACAAUUUGGAACCGGUGCGAAGCUGAAGGGUGGUGACGUCAGACAUCGCAGGCGAGUGGCGCAUUUCCACGCCGCCCCAACUCCAGCGCCGGGCGAGCAGUGGGCUGUGGGGGGCGCAGUGACGUCGCGGUGCGGUGACGUCACGCUCAGCCAGCGUCCACUUCCACCAGCCAUCCGACAGGCAAAGAGCGAGAGAGAGACAGAUGACAUAGGACAAACGAAGCAAAUGGGCCCCAGCCGAGAGACGCAACCCGCGAGCUGCCGACGCGAGGCCGACGCUACGGUGCUUAAACGGCCCCCGGCGCCG
Iphiclides podalirius (scarce swallowtail) is the source of this 573-nucleotide messenger RNA. NCBI's taxonomy places the organism in Eukaryota, Metazoa, Arthropoda, Insecta, Lepidoptera, Papilionidae. The record is from the annotation of a GenBank genome assembly.